Messenger RNA from Camellia sinensis, 916 nucleotides. The record is from RefSeq and is a predicted model, not a curated record. NCBI's taxonomy places the organism in Eukaryota, Viridiplantae, Streptophyta, Magnoliopsida, Ericales, Theaceae.
CCUCUCCAAAUCCCCCAACCAAAUGCUGCAUAAUUGUUUCCAAUUAAGCAUUUUCUCUCAGUUCAUUCAAGUUUCUUUCGGAAUCACAAGGAAAAGAAAGAUCAAAGAUGUCAGUGUCUGUUCUCAUAUCUGUUGCUCAGGGUAUCCUGAAUUCCUUGAUUCCACUAGCAACUGAACAGAUCAAACUGGUUUGGGGUUUCAAGGAUGACCUGCUUGAAGAUAGGUUGAAAUUGACACAAGCUCUGUUAUGUGAUGCUGAGAACCACCGGGGACAGGUAAAUCUAAAAACCAUGCAAGUUUGGCUGAAGAAACUCAACUCUGUUGCGUGCAAUGCUGAUGACGUGCUGGAUGAACUUGCCUUUGAAGUCCUUCGACGAAAGUUAGAGGUACAAAACCGAUUCAUGAGGAACAACAAGAUUAUUUUGCAUGUGAAGCCAAAAGAAUAAUUUUGUCUAUAGUUUUGUCACAAAGAUCAUGUGCAGCACAAAAUUUGCAGGUGGUAUUCUCCCUCUAUCCCUAAUGGAUUAAGUAUGGCAUUCUUAUAAUUAGGAAGUGCUAAAUCUUUCUUUAAUGAAAGAAUUGGCACGAUCACUAUCUGAUAUUUGAAUUGAAUUAAGGUAGCUUGCUGGAAAUAGGUGCUUGAGCUGGAACUCUCGCAUCAGUUGGAUCAGCUUACGCUAUUGGAAGGGCCAAGUGCUUUUGAGUUAGCAAAGCUAAAACAAACAUGAAAAAAAUCAAGUACAGCUCAAGAUUUGCGGUUGGUGUUCUAAUUCAGUCUGUUUCAGAAUCUAAUAUUUGUGUUACCCAAUCAUUUUGAUAUUCCCAUUUCAAUUGGGAGCCAAUAAAACAUAUGAAAAUUGCAUAUUCGAUGUCUUGAAUUUUGAAUUAUGUGAAGCUUACUCUUGGAUCUUAGUUU